CAAACAUUUAUGACAUAUGAGUACAUGCAUGCAUCAAAAGAUCGAGAAAUAAAUAAAUAAAUAAUUGGAGAAAACUUUACACCAUUAUAAGUGCCACACAAUUAAACCUCAAUUCCCACACCUCCUUUAGACCAAACAACUAAAUCAAUUUCCUCCACUCCAGAAUCCAAUUCCUAAAAAUUCCCAAAGCAGAAAAUUAGCUCAAAUGGCCAAACCAAACAACAACAACAACAAAGAUGAUAUAGACAAUAUUUCUUCCCAAAAACUCCUCCUAUCCCAAAUCCACUCUCUCCUCACAUACCUCAUGAACCUAUCAACCUUCACAACACUCCUCAUUCUCACCACCUCCCAAUUUGCCUUACUCAUCACACAAAAAACCCUCAAUCCAAUUUACCAUUUUAUCCCUGCCUCACUCUUACUCCUAUUAAUCACUGCCAGAUCAUCACUCCGUGCCUUGCGGGGUCCGCCUCCCGUGUACCUCAUCGACUUCACUUGCUUCAAACCCCCCAACUUUUGCCGCGUCCCGACAUCCACCUACCUCGAGCACGUCUCGAUGCUCGACUUUCUUGACGGCGAGAGCAUGUCCUUCAUGUCGAAGGUCCUCAAGCGCUCGGGGCAGGGAGAAAUGACGUACUUGCCCCCGGCCGUCCACACGAUUCCCCCGAGUUCCUCCCACGGGGAAGCGGCCAGCGAGGCCCGUCUCGCGCUGUUUCCCGUGUUCGAGGCCCUUUUAUCUAAAACGGGCCUCGGCCCGCAUGAGAUCGACGUUCUGAUAGUGAACUGCAGCGGGUUCUGCCCGGAGCCGUCGCUGACGGCGGCGGUGGUGAGGGAGUACGGGCUGCGGGCUGACGUGAAGAGCUUCAACCUGGGCGGGAUGGGUUGCAGCGGGAGUGCGCUGGCCGUGGCGGCGGCGGCGGACGUGCUGAGGGGCGGAGGGAGGCCGGGGAACGCGGUGGUGCUGAGCACGGAGGUGCUGUCGACGGGGUGGUAUCCGGGGAAGGAGCCGGGGAUGAUGGUGCUCAACUGCGUUUUCCGGUGGGGGGCGGCGGGGGUGGUGGUGACCAGCCGGAUGGAGGCAGGGAAGACGGCGAAGUACAGGCUGGUGUGUCAGGUGAGGAGUCAGAGGGCGUGGGACGACAGGGGAUAUUAUUCCGCCAUUAGGGAAGAGGAUGGAGAGGGGCUCACCGGAGUUACUCUCCGCCGGGACUUGCUGCAGGUGGCAGGAGAAACUCUCCGGUCGAACAUCACCAUGCUCGGAUCCAAAAUCCUACCCUACACCGAAAUAAUACUCUACGCAUACUCAAUCAUCAAGAAAAAGUACAUAGACAAGUCAACCGAAAUUUACGUGCCCAAUUUCAAGAGGGCCGUGCAGCAUUUUUGCUUGCCGGCCUCCGGCAAGCCUGUGAUUCGAGAAGUCGGGAAAGGUUUGAAGCUGGGGGAGAAGGAUAUGGAGGCUGCAUUGAUGACACUUCACAGGUUUGGUAACCAAUCUUCCUCAUCAUUGUGGUACGAGCUUGCUUACAUUGAGGCUAAGGAAAGGGUCAAGAAAGGUGAUAAGGUGUGGCAACUGGGCAUGGGCAGUGGGCCCAAAUGCACUAGUCUGGUCUGGGAGUGCAUCAGGCCCAUUGUUGGGGAGGCCCAAAAUGGAGUAUGGGCUGAUAGUAUUGACAGGUACCCUGUUGCAGGGGGUAAUCAUAAUUCGUCUUAGUUUGGGGAAAGGAUUUUGCGGAAUAUCAGAUUUUCCACAUUAGAACUUUGAUGUUUACAUGAGCCAAAUUAUGACUUCAUCUUACUUAAUUAAUUGCUAUAAAUUAAGGGGAUAUUAAAAUCAGUUUUAAAUGAUUGGAUAAUUUUUUAUACUCUUUAUUUCAAAAUUCAAUUUAUA
Messenger RNA from Striga asiatica, 1885 nucleotides. The record is from the annotation of a GenBank genome assembly. NCBI's taxonomy places the organism in Eukaryota, Viridiplantae, Streptophyta, Magnoliopsida, Lamiales, Orobanchaceae.